AAAUAUUUCCUGAGCGGUCGAGGUGGGCCAGGCACUGGGUGAGGGGUUUCGAUGGUGGAGUUUCGACUUUCGUAGGGACUGUCGUCCGGGAAAAGUUAUUUGCCAGAUAGCUCCGGUAAAUGAAAAAUUAUUUUUGCAAGUUGGCUUGUGGAGAUGUUGAAGGAAAGUUUGAUGUUUUAUUUAAUAGAGUGCGAGCAAUUCAAAAGAAAAGUGGAGACUUCGAUCUGCUGUUGUGUGUAGGAAAUUUCUUUGGCUCCGCCUCAGAGACUGAAUGGGAGGAUUAUAAAACUGGCAUCAAGAAAGCCCCUAUUCAGACAUAUGUGUUGGGUGCCAAUAACCAGGAAACAGUAAAAUAUUUUGAGGAUCCCAACGGAUGUGAAUUAGCCGAGAACAUUACUUACCUGGGGCGUAAGGGCGUCUUCACUGGGAGCUCGGGGCUGCAGAUUGUGUACCUCAGCGGGAUGGAGGCCCUGAGCGAGCCGGCUCCGGCAUACAGCUUCACAGCCAACGACAUGGCGACUCUGAGAGACACGCUGUGCUCAGCACCCGGCUUCAAGGGAGUUGAUAUCUUGCUUACAUCCCCAUGGCCCAAGUACGUGGGAAACUUUGGGAAUUCUUCUGGAGAAGUGGAUACCAAAAAAUGUGGCUCUUCUUUGGUCUCCAGUCUUGCAACAAGCUUGAAACCAAGGUAUCAUUUUGCUGCUUUGGAAAAGGCUUAUUACGAGAGGCUUCCUUAUCGAAAUCACAUCGUUCUGCAGGAAAGUACACAACAUGCCACCAGAUAUAUAGCUCUGGCAAAUGUUGGAAAUCCAGAAAAGAAAAAGUAUCUUUAUGCAUUCAGUAUUGUUCCGAUGAAACUAAUGGAUGCAACAGAACUGGUCAAACAACCUCCAGAUGUCACUGAAAACCCUUACAGAAAAUCUGGGAAGGAAGCAUCUGUUGGAAAGCAAACUCCUGCCCCAGAGGAAGAAUCAGCCUGCCAAUUCUUCUUUGAUUUAAAUGAAAAGCAGGGAAGGAAACGUUCCUCGACGGGCAAGGACAGCAAGUCUCCUCACCCGAAGCAGCCUCGCAAGCCUCCUCAGCCUCCAGGACCCUGCUGGUUUUGCCUUGCCAGCCCCGAAGUGGAGAAGCAUUUGGUGGUCAACAUUGGCACACACUGCUACCUUGCCCUGGCUAAAGGAGGCUUGUCUGCUGACCAUGUCCUCAUCCUGCCCAUUGGACACUACCAGUCAGUGGUGGAGCUUUCAUCAGAGGUCGUGGAGGAGGUGGAGAAGUACAAGAAGACACUAAGGCGCUUCUUUAAGAGUCGAGGAAAACGUUGUAUUCUCUUUGAGCGGAAUUAUAAGAGCCAUCAUCUCCAGCUGCAGGUCAUCCCGGUGCCACUCGGUUGCUGCAGUACCGACGAUAUUAAAGAUGCCUUCAUCACCCAGGCACAGGAGCAGCAGAUGGAGCUGUUGGAGAUCCCAGAGCAUUCUGACAUCAAGCAGAUUGCACAGCCAGGAGCUGCAUAUUUUUAUGUUGAGCUUGACACAGGAGAAAAGCUUUUCCACAGAAUCAAAAAGAACUUUCCUUUGCAGUUUGGAAGGGAGGUCUUGGCCAGUGAAGCUAUCCUUAAUAUUCCUGACAAGUCUGACUGGAGGCAGUGUCAGGUCAGCAGGGAAGAGGAGGAGACACUAGCUCGCCGCUUCCGGAAAGAUUUUGAGCCCUUCGACUUCACGCUGGAUGACUGAGCAGAGAGACAGCUGCCCGUGAACUGCCCAGGAAGUCCCAGCUGUCUGCUUUUUUAAGAAACUGUAGUUUCCUAUAAAGUCUGUUCCCCUGCCUCUCUUUGGUAUAUUCCCAUGGAACCUGCCUGUAGCAAGAGGCCUAAGAUUGAAUAGUUUCUGGAAGUCACAUUACAGGAUGAAAAUUCCAUAUUAAAAGCAUGUCUGUCAUCUUCCUAUCACAGCUUACCAACAUUUUAAGAAACACUUAAACCAUGAAAUAAAACCAAAUGC
Molecule: messenger RNA, 1997 nt
Organism: Sorex fumeus (smoky shrew)
Lineage: Eukaryota; Metazoa; Chordata; Mammalia; Eulipotyphla; Soricidae
Gene: CWF19L1
Product: CWF19 like cell cycle control factor 1
Exons: 14
Coding region: 120-1730 (536 amino acids)
Biological process (GO): mRNA splicing, via spliceosome
Cellular component (GO): post-mRNA release spliceosomal complex
Molecular function (GO): RNA lariat debranching enzyme activator activity
Source: RefSeq, a predicted model, not a curated record